UUUGGAUACACAAAGGACAGCCUACCGUUCAGGGUAGAUCCCAUCUUGGAACGCUUCAUCAAUAUCCUGAUGAAGGAUGGCAAGAAGCAGCGCGCAUCGCGUCAAGUGCACAAGAUGUUGGAGUUGCUUUCGCAGAUGACGCGCACCAAUCCAGUGGUCGCGCUGAGUCGUGCGAUCCAACAAGCCUCUCCCCUGACGCGCAUGCAGAGUCAAAGGCAAGGCGCAAGGACGCUUCAAGUUCCCAUCGCUUUGAACGAGAGGCAAGGACAGAGAAGGGCUAUCCAGGGCAUCAUCAAUGCUAGCGAAAAGAGAAACGACAGGGAUCUGUCGGCUAGAUUGGCACUCGAGGUCUGCGCCGUGCUCGACGGCACCAGCAACGUGCUGGCCAAGAAGGAGGAGGCUCACAAGAUCGCCACCAUGAACAGGUCCAAUUUG
Ceraceosorus guamensis is the source of this 435-nucleotide messenger RNA. Its product is annotated as ribosomal protein S7. The annotation marks the transcript as partial. Gene Ontology annotation, cellular component: ribosome. Lineage: Eukaryota; Fungi; Basidiomycota; Exobasidiomycetes; Ceraceosorales; Ceraceosoraceae. The record is from RefSeq and is a predicted model, not a curated record. Gene Ontology annotation, biological process: translation; ribosomal small subunit assembly. The transcript has a single exon. Gene Ontology annotation, molecular function: rRNA binding; mRNA binding; structural constituent of ribosome.